Messenger RNA from Salmo salar (Atlantic salmon), 3069 nucleotides. RefSeq names its product bucky ball (gene buc). The record is from RefSeq and is a predicted model, not a curated record. NCBI's taxonomy places the organism in Eukaryota, Metazoa, Chordata, Actinopteri, Salmoniformes, Salmonidae.
GGUGGGGAGGGUGACGGAAGAGAGAGUUUUGUGUUGCUCUCGUUUCGUGCACUCCUACGGUCUCACGGUUUGUUUUUUUGUUGGACCGUCACGGUCACAUAAUUGCGGUGUAUAAUAUCCUGUGCUGUGUCUUUCAGCCCUGACCAAGCAAUGGAAGAUAUGAAUAAUCCUUCACACUCAAUGGGAGUUGGGCAACCACACCAUCCAACUAAUCACACAAGACCAUUUUUCUAUGUUCAACCACCAACUCAACCUUAUUAUAAUAUGUACCAAUGGAAUAUGAACCCAUAUGGCCAGUAUGGUCUUCCCCCAUCAGUUAUUCCUUACGUGCGUCCAUAUAUGGCUCCAUAUCCAUAUACUGGUAUGCAGUAUCCUGGCUAUGUGGUUCCCCAGGCUCCGAUGCAGCCUGUUGAUUACAGUAGGGUGUUUAACCCCCACAUCUCCUCUGCGACCUACGACGUCCAGUACCGCCACCACUACCAGCAACAGGCCUGUGUACUGCGAGAGACCGCAUGUUCAGAGGUUCAAACUGAUCCGAGCGACACUGUCCACAAGCUGAUCGACAGUCUGGACAGGCUCAGAACCAAUGAGAAGCCACCUGAAGACAGUGAGCUAAACCCUAAAUCUGACCUAGGGUCCCUAACCUCUGAGACAACCAUUUCUUCCUCUGGGAAUGUGGAAAAGGAAUUCAGUGGGAAGGGUAGGGAGCUGGAGUUGAGACCUCUGCCACAGAGACAACCCCAGCAGGGUAAGAGGAGGCAGAGGGACUCCCCUCUGUCCAGCAGCGUAUUCAGUGACUCCACUAUUACAGCAGUGGUCUAUGAUGCAGAAUCUAGCCAGAGCUGCCUGGAGAUGGCCAAGCAGAAUUGCUGGUCCCUGGGCUCUGGGGUGCUGCCCAUCGACAGCUCUUCUGUCCAUGAGGAGGAGAGUCUGGAGGAGUCUAGGCAGCAAUGCCACUCUGAGACGCUCCACCUGAAUACUGAAGAACCUGGGAUAGAGGGGCAGUCCAGAGAACAUCCUAAUACUACAGAGGAUGUAAAAUGUGACUCUGGGGCCUUGACACAGAGCCUUGAACUGAAUGGUGCGUCACAUGACCACCACUCACUUGACUGUCUGGCUCCAGAACUAGAUUGCGACAAGGUUCUGAUUCCAUCCCACUCCGCCUCUGCUCUGAAGGACCCUGUAGAAAAUCUAGCCUCCAAGGCAGAGUCCUCUGACUUGCCUUACAGAACCCUCAGGCUGCCCUGUGAUCAGGUUACAGGCAUGCUGCUGGACGAUCCACUGUGGUAUGUUGACUCUGCUGCGUCCAGUCUGGUGCCUCCACCGCAAAGCCAUCUGUCCCCGCUUGGGAGUGCCUACUACUGUAGCUACUACCCGCAAGUGGCCCAGGAGCGCCAGAGUGUUCUCAGCCCAUCCAUAGACGAGCUCUCCUCAAGAGACGAGCUCUUCUCCACUGAUAUCGAAGAUGUGGACCUUAUCUCUGGUGGUCACCUGUAUGUGGGAGGCGGCAAGCUAGCCGAGGCAACCUGCGACACACCUGACCUCUCUGGUAAGGAAAACGUACCAACUCAAUCCAACCCAGUAGAAGGGUUUCCAGCUUGUUCUAAGACCUGUCUCAGCUGUGGCCUGAGCCUGGCGGAAGAGUCGAGGCCAGGCGACUCACAAGGGCCAUGCCGUUAUGUUGAGCGGGAGGAAACGGAUGAAGAUGCACUAGAGGAAGAUGACUACAAUGAGGGAGGGGAGCUGUUGAGCGCCUGUCAGGUGCCUGUGAAGAAGCCACAUCACCCUAACAGAGUGCCUCAGCCCUCUGCUCGCCAGUUUCCUAACAGUAAACCAAAGAGGGGCUGCUGUGAGGACCACCAUGAAGUCAUGUGUCACGAAGAGCAGGAGCACGGUUACCUCUGGAGUUUUGACUACUGUGAGGACCAUAAAGCUACUGUCAAAGCUGACAAGUAUAAAGGGAAAGGAGGACAAAGAAAUGCCCCAUGCAGGCCUUAUAAUGAGAAACCUUGGAGAGAGGGCACUAUGGCAUCAGACCAAGAUAGCUGGGGGAGUUCUGGUGCCAAAUAUAAGCCAAAGUCUUGGAGACCGUACAAUGGGUCCCAAGAACAAAUGAGACCCCCACGCAGAAGGCCAUUUGUUCAGCAGAGGCCCCGAAGGACUGACUAUGACGAUCAUGAAGAAUCAGAGUUCUCUCGCUGCCAGAGGGGCAGAGGGACCACAAAGAGAAGGGGCACAAGAUAUUAGCCUAUUUAAGAAUUGCACCGCUCCUAAUAUAUUUAUUCUAAAUGUAUUACCUAAUAUAGAAAUUCACUUGCACUAUGAAAUGCACACAAAACACAUUGUAAUAAAUUAAUAGACACUCGUAAUGUUUGUAUACGUGGUUAAAAAAGAAUCUCAGGCGGCAGUUCAACAACUAGCUACACAGUAGAUGCCUGCAUUUCCAUUGCUUGAUGGUAGUCAUGUUGGACGCUGUGUGUUCAUCCUAAUCACAGCCUGGGCUGCAGCCUCACUGACCGUACUGUGACGCUAACCCCCAUGUUGACCUGCAGACCAGAAUGGACCUGGGAGGUGUAGGUCCAGUCUACUCUGCAGCUUUUAAACUCUUUUCAGUGUCUGUGUCGUUCACUGAGGAUGAAGCCCAGGUAAUAAGAUGUAUCAAGCAGUGGAAAUGCAGUGGCAAAAUAAUUGUUGGGCUAGUUUGGAGCUAAGAGCCAGGCAGUCUAAAUGUGUCUUUUUAUUAUUGUGCAGAUAUUUUAAGCAUUGCAGUGUAAUGUUGACAAACUGACAUCUACUUGUCUGCACAGUGUUGUUGUGUCAUUAAAAUCCUUGCAUUGCACUUUAAAAAAUGACUUAUUAUUUUAAGAGACGAGGGCUACAUUCAUCAUGAAGAAUACUUUGCUGCCUCAGUUUCAUGAAAGGUGUGGAUGGUGCUCUACAAGUUGGCUCAGUAAUUGAAAGGCCCAAAAUGUAAUUGAUGGCUAUCCUUGCAUUAUGGACUUCAUGGAAGAGCAGACCACUUCACAUCUGUACUAUUGUAACAGUCUUAAUCAUUGGCAUGUCUAUGAA